Pelagomonas calceolata is the source of this 753-nucleotide messenger RNA. Lineage: Eukaryota; Pelagophyceae; Pelagomonadales; Pelagomonadaceae. The record is from the annotation of a GenBank genome assembly.
CCAUCAAAACGCAAGCCAUUUAUGAUGCGGACAGCCUCAUUAUGUCUUCUCACGAUCGCUGCGGCGGCCGCUGCUAGAACGAAGCCAGCGCUGCACGUGAGGCCAAGCAAGCUCACCUCCUGCAUGCUCUCCCUGCGCGGCGGCGCCGGUGCCAAAGUCCUGAGCCCGAAGCGGUCGCUGCUCGGCAAGAUCAUGGAUUUCAUCGCAUCAUUCUUCGACCCGGCGUUCGGCGGUAACUACGGCGUCGCAUCGGCCGCGGCCCAGGCGUCGGCCGCGGCGCCCGCGGCGGCCCCGGCGAAGAAGGCGUCGCGCAUGAAUAGAGGUAGAGGCGGCCGCACGAUCAGCGUCGACGACCUCAAGCAGAUGGAGGGCGGCCGCGUCAAGCCCAUCAAGACGGCGGCCGAGAUGAAGAGAGCUAUUGCAUCCUCGAAGCUGACCGUCGUGGACUUCUGGGCGUCGUGGUGCGGGCCCUGCAUGCAGAUCAAGCCCAAGUUCGCGAAGAUUUCCGACCGCUACGGCGGCGUCGGCUUCUACGCCGUCGACGUCGACGCCGCGAAGCCCGUGUCGCAGGCGCACGGCGUCUCGUCGAUGCCCACCUUCGUGUUCUUCAAGGGCGGGAAGGAGAUCGAGCGCUUCUCGGGCGCGGACGAGAACAAGCUGAGCCAGCUCAUCGAGCGGCUGAAGUAGUCUCCUAAGUCUAUGUUUCGAGCCUGAGUGUCUGCGGCGAUGGCGAGUGGCCUCAACUAGAAGUUA